AUGUUUAAUGAUACAUUUGAUAUUUUGAAUUCAAGAUCACUUAAUUGUUAUGGUUUCAAAAAAGCUUUAUGCGCCAGCAAUUAUCAACAGAUAGCCGAAUUCACAGAAACAUUUUCAUCUUAUGUGAAGUCUAUAAAAUGUGUGGAUGGACAAUUAGUUAUAAAUUCAAAUAGAAAAACUGGUUUUCUAAUUUGUUUUGAAUCCUUAUUGAAAUUAUAUUCAUUAUUAAUACUACCCAAAAAACUUAUGUUUUUACCAAUUUAUAAAUGUAGUCAGGAUCACCUGGAAAUCUUUUUUGGAGCAAUUAGAUCUCACGGAGGAUACAAUAACAAUCCCACAGCACGUCAAUUCCAUUCGGCUUAUCGCAAAUUAAUAAUACAUGCCACAAUUCGUGAUGGCGGAUUAGGAAAUUGCAUACCCCAAGAUCAAAUAGAACCAACCGAUUCUAUAAAUGAAACAUGUCUUAUUCGAAAUAUUGAUGUUGAAUUUGAUGCAGAACAAUUACAUUUACAAGACCACGACUAUAUUGCAAAUACUAAUUCAUUAUCACCAUUCUCUGAAGAAGCUUGA
Macrosiphum euphorbiae (potato aphid) is the source of this 570-nucleotide messenger RNA. NCBI's taxonomy places the organism in Eukaryota, Metazoa, Arthropoda, Insecta, Hemiptera, Aphididae. The record is from the annotation of a GenBank genome assembly.